Candidula unifasciata is the source of this 1263-nucleotide messenger RNA. The record is from the annotation of a GenBank genome assembly. Lineage: Eukaryota; Metazoa; Mollusca; Gastropoda; Stylommatophora; Geomitridae.
AUGACAUUUAUAGUACUUUUGUCUUUGGCAUUCACCCUCGUCUUCUCUCAGUUGAAUGAUAAACUACCAGAGAUCGACACUGGGUCCACUUGCAAGGAACUGGAGAAACCGGAACACGGGAUGUAUCAGUGCCGUACGACGGAGGAGGGAGUGCAGUGCAAGCUAACCUGUGACGAGGGGUACACCUUACCCAUCAAUGAGUAUAACAAUGACGGCCAGCACAUCCCGUUGCAAGAGCGUGGCUUCUACCUCUGCACAGACACUCCCGGAGGCUGGAUGUGGCGACCCAUUCAGUUCUAUGACUGCGUUCCCAAGGUAGACCCGGCCUACUUCGUGUACUACUACUCACUGACCAUGCCCCAUCCAUGCUCCAAUGACAACCGCAGGGAGGAGUACCUCGACUCCUUCAAUGUCAACAACGACAUGGGGAUUACGAAAAGAGCCUGCAUGAGGGAGCUAACUCUAAACUGUUUCUGGACCUACGACAUUAGAUGCCUCAACGGAGCCUGGCAGGUAGACGCGUGGCUGAGAAUGCCGUUUAGCCCGGAUAUGUUGGACACCUUCGAUGUCUGGUUCUCCACAUUUGAAGGCUACUCACAAAACGAAAGUUCGAGAUCCUUCAUCGUCGAAGGCCAACAGGGGAACUCCUGGAUCAACAGGAAAGGCUUCUACAUUGAGUGCCCUAUGGCAACCCGGAUCGAGAAUGAUUAUACAUGUCGUGGAUGCUCGAAGGGCUACUACAUGUCCCAGAGUCUGUUGGAGUGCCUGCCCUGUCCGCCUCAACGCUACCAGGAUCAUGACUACUCCCACACGUGCAAGCCGUGCCCGUCUGGGGGCAACAAGGAGACCACUGGACUCACAAAGUUAAUUGACUGCUUUCAUUUCAGCCGCUGGGAAGAAGGCACAAGCCUGGAAAGAAUUUUCGCAGGACUGGGCUGUGUGGUGAUCUUCUCCUCCUUGCUGCUCUACUAUCGCAGUCAGAUCCGAAACGAGCCGGAUGGCAGACACCGGGAAGUGUACGUGGAACACCCGGUUCAGGCGAUUGGCGGAGGCCCACUACAGCGUAUGAUGCGAGAGCUGCAUUCUAUGGACUUUUACCCGUCACAGUUUGACAACAUGAGCGUCUCAGCCCAGCUGGCGUCGGAGACCACCCGGCUUGUCACCCAAAGCGGAAAGAGUAAAUUUGUUUCGCUUGUUAAAAAGAGAGCGACAUCGCUAUCGAGUUCUGGAUCAUCAGGGUCAUCAGACAGUAGCAGUGACUAG